Molecule: messenger RNA, 438 nt
Organism: Caenorhabditis remanei
Lineage: Eukaryota; Metazoa; Nematoda; Chromadorea; Rhabditida; Rhabditidae
Exons: 4
Coding region: 1-438 (145 amino acids)
Source: RefSeq, a predicted model, not a curated record
AUGAAUCGUUAUACCGUAGAAGACAAAGAAUAUUAUCUGAAUCUGAUGAGAUCAUCUCCCGCGAAGAAACCGCCUGAAAUCUAUAGAGAUGAGAUAAAAAAGAAUAACAAAUGUCCAGAUGUGAAGACGCUUCGUCGUUGGCAACAAGUCCAUUUGGGCUCUUAUGAAAUCCCAAAAAGAAAAACGAAGAAAGUUCGAUCCAAGACAUCUGAAGAACCAGAGGAAACCCUAUCAGCUCCAGUACCACCUGUGGACUAUAACCCACUCAUCACGCAAAUGUUUUUUCUCUAUCUCAUCGCUCAAAUUCAACCAAAUCUUCCAAUCGAAUUCCUCCUCUUCCCGGGACCAGUCCGACAAGCAGUGCUAGCUGCAUCAAUGAACAAUCUGACUCAAAACGUUGUGAACCCAAAUAAUCAAAAUCCUCCACCAAAUAACUGA